AGCCUCUAUAAAUUUUCUGAUAUAGUCAAAGUUGGUAAUGAGUUUUUUCAUGCACAAUUAUGGUCCUUUUCGACAAGCAUUAACCGCUCUUAACAGUUACCAGGUUGCAAAAUCGAUAAUAGAGUCCAAGAUACUGGACAAAAAGCUUCCUGGGGAACUGCUCAAGUUUUUGGGACGUUCCAAGCAGCGUUUUUUCGUGAAGUUUUGUAUGAGGGACCCGAAACAUACGUGUUACAAACAUGUGAUGGAUCUAAGAAUAACUGAGCUUUCCAAGGAUUUAAUCAAGGAAGUGAUGAUAGAUAUAAUGAGCAAAAAAGGCAGGUUACUGUAUAUAGAAAUGUGGAGUGUGGUCUUACAGAUUUUUAUGUUUGGUAACUUCAGCGAAGAACUUUAUCAAGUUAUCAUACAACGUUCGGAUUUGUCUCCAGCCUAUAAUGCUUUCAUUAAGCAGUUGAAAAGGAGCAAGAUAUCAGGAGAGGUCUCUGUUUGUUUGGUUAGUAAUUUUGAAAAAUCAUUACAAGAAGCAUUUAACCACGACUGGAAAAACGACCAUGAUAUCAUGUCAGCUUCCUGGUUCUUUUAUUUUCUUGAACGUCUUCUUUUUUUUGUUUCAUCCUGGCCUGGUUCCUUUUUGACAGUAAAGUCUUCUGUUUAUGAAACAAUUCCCUGGGGGAAUCUAAGAUGCAAUGCCAGCUCAUUAUCAGUAGCCGACUCAAAAGUUUUCUCGAGGAGGUUUUUCGAUUUUAUAGCAUCCAAGAUCAAAGAAAUACUUACUAGUAGGCUAGAAUGGCUUUGGGAACGUGAUUCUGACAGAGUGGCUUACUACCCUUAUCUGGUCUGCAAGUUGGUUCUCUUGGUUGCUUUAAUUUGUUUGAAUUGUGGAUGUCACUUUGAUUUGCUGUACAGUCUGCUUGCCAGAUACGAUAUAAUAACUGUUCUGCCGCCUGUGUUUGCUAUGAUCCUCGAGAAAAGGGGCUCGAUGCCUUAUGAUAAGUUGCUUGCUGAUAUCCUCGAUGCAGUUGGGGAUCCUUUGGUCUUUUUGAAGUCAGGAGAUAUUCAGAGAGAGUUUUUGAGCCACAGUGUCUUUGAGAUAGAUGUGGAUUCGAUUCACUCCAGAGAAGACAUAUUCGGAGUACUAUACCCAGAAAUCUCAGAUUCUAACAUAGACUAUGAAAUGGAGGAGAUUGGAAAUCCAGAGGAGGAAAAUGUCUGUUUCUCCAAUUUUGACCAUGUGGGUUAUAGUGAAUGUCCAACCGAGUCUGAUGAUGAUAUGGAAAGGGCGGAAUUGGAGAUAACCAAAAAAUUCGAUCUUGUGAAAUCCUCACAGUUGUUUACGAACACAGCUCGUGUCUACAUGUUUUCGAAAUGGAUUUUUGAGGACAUCCCCUAUCAUGAUUGCAACCCACAGAAGAAGUUGGAAAUCUGCAUUUGCUAUCUACAUAGUGAGUAUCCAUUUUCUAAAGACCUCUUUUCUAAAUAUAAAGACUGGAUGUGGGAACUAAAGCAGCUCUCUUUCGCAUUAAGUGGCAGCAACGAGGAUCAUGAUAUUCAGUACUCAAAAAUUGGUGACUGCUUGAGGAAGUUGACUGCAAAGACUCCAAUAUUGAAAUUAUUAUUCAUGGACUUUCUUUUUGCGAUUAUUAUUAAAAAUACUCCUUACAGCAAGAAAAUCAAGAGGGAAGAACUACAAAAGAAGCAGGCUGGAAAGAAUGAAGGCAAGCAGAAAAAGUAGUGGUAUUUUGUUUGGCAGGAGUUGCAGCAUCCUCGUGAUAGCAUCAUUUCAUUGGGUAUCUUUUUCUGGUAGAUUGAAAUAUAUCUUUCGGAUGCAUUUAGGAAUCAUUGAUAUACCAGAGCCUCUAGAAUCUGGUUUGACUGUCAAAACAAUGACAGUGCGCACCGCAGUCACAGCUCCCCUUAUUAAAUCUGCAACUUUUCUGGUUAGUUUCAAAGGUAUUUUGUAUGAAAUGUUUAGGACCUCAAUCUGGGUUCCUUCAGAGUUGUAUGUUAUCCCCAAGAACUCGUUUCUGUUCGUACUUGUGGUCCUCCUGUGGAUGCCCUUCUGUAAGUGUCACUUCUAGGGUGUGUUCUUUUCUCUAACUCCACUAGUGUGUGCCAGUGAGUACACAUUUUACUACUGCUCUAUGUAUGCUUGGGGUUAGGAGGCAAGUGUUUAGAUAAAUAGUUUCUCAGAUUUUAGCCUCAGUUUGGACUUCGGCUAAACGGUUAUGUUUCGACCA
Molecule: messenger RNA, 2237 nt
Organism: Papaver somniferum (opium poppy)
Lineage: Eukaryota; Viridiplantae; Streptophyta; Magnoliopsida; Ranunculales; Papaveraceae
Exons: 3
Coding region: 38-1732 (564 amino acids)
Source: RefSeq, a predicted model, not a curated record